Molecule: messenger RNA, 1785 nt
Organism: Lactuca virosa
Lineage: Eukaryota; Viridiplantae; Streptophyta; Magnoliopsida; Asterales; Asteraceae
Source: the annotation of a GenBank genome assembly
AUGUAUAGAGCUCUUGGCAGACAUCGGCUCAUAUACCGUUCCCUCAUAUCAAACUACGUUAAAACUGGUCUUAUAGACAAAGCCCUCCAAGUGUUCGACAAAAUGUCUCAAUCAGAUUGUCGAGUUUUCAGCAUUGACUACAACCGUAUCAUUGGCGUUUUGGUAUGUCAUUCACGUUUCGAAUUAGUGGAACUGUAUUACGAUGCCAUGAUUCCAAAAGGGUAUUCUUUAAACUCAUUCACAUACUCAAGGUUUAUAUGUGGUUUAUGUAAAGUUAAAGACUUUAGAUUGAUUGAUAAACUUUUAAAAGACAUGAAUAGAAUAGGAGCUGUGCCUGAUAUGUGGGCAUACAAUAUGUAUUUAAAUGUUCUAUGUUCUGAAAGCUCAGUGGACAUAGCUUUAACAGUGUUGACAAACAUGGUUGAGAAGGGUAAAGAACCUGAUGUUGUGAGCUACACCACUGUUAUAAACGGUCUAAUGAGGGCUAAAAAGUUCAAUGAAGCUGUUGAAAUGUGGCAUGAAAUGAUCCGAAAAGGUAUAAAACCAGAUUCCAAUGCUUGUAGAGCUCUUGUUUUGGGUUUAUGUAAUGUUGGAAAGGUUGACUUAGCUUAUGAAUUAACAGUAGCUGUGAUGAAACUUUCCUUCAGCACACAAGUGUACAAUGUUCUUAUUCAUGGGUUUUGUAAAGCUGGUUGCCUUAAUAAAGCACUAGCAAUCAAGAGCUUUAUGAGAAGAAACGGGUGUCCACCUGAUUUGGUUACUUACAACAUGUUUUUGAAUUAUUAUUGUGAUGUACUGAUGUUAGAAGAAGCUGAAAAGCUAAUGAAGAGUAUGGAGAGAAGUGGUAUGAAGCUUGAUAGUUAUAGUUACAACCAAAUCAUCAAAGGUUUUUGCAAAGUGAAUCGUAUAGAAAAAGCAUACAUGUUAAUGGUGAGAAAGAUGGAAGUGAAAGGUAUGGUUGAUGUUGUAUCUUAUAACACAAUCAUUAAAGCUCUUUGUAAAGGGCCCCACAACACUAUGAAGGCGUAUGAGUUAUUUAAAGAAAUGGGCAUUCAAGGGAGAAUAUCAAUGGGUCAUGAUAUCUUUUGUGAUAUGGUGAAAGAUGGGAUUAAGCCUGAUGUUGUUUGUUAUAAUGCGAUUAUUGGUGGAUUUUGUAAGGGUUUUAGGAUCUUUCAGAGACUCUUGUUAAAUCCAUCCAUUCAAAACAUGCAUAUGGCAUAUAAGUAUUGGAAAAAAGGUUGAAUUAUUUUGAUUUGAAGUUGGGCAUAUGAGUAGAGUUGAUAUGCCACUUCAAAGUCUCAUCAUCUUUCCAAUUGACUUCAAGUUGCCGACCAAGGUGCUCGUUAAAUGAGGAGGGCAUUUACGUCAUUUGCACAUACGAGAAGCCGAGAGUGAGUCUAUUGUUCUAGUCCAAUGCAUGCCAAACACAGUACAAGACUAGCAGUCUAUUAUGUUUUGUCUCGUCAUGUGUAACAAAUGGGCUUUGAAGCACUUGAAGGAGACAAUAAGAUGUUAAUAACUUAAUAAGGUGACAAACCAUGUUCUGUUUUUGAGAACAUGUGAUAAACAUUUUAUGAAACAAAUGGAAAACAAUUUCCAAGUUGGAUUUUAAUAAUGAAAAAUGUGAGUCCAAAAAUGUUUGUAAAAUCAUUUGGAUAGGGUAGCGAUUGAUGAAACAUUUUAAUAUCUAAACUUAGUUUGAUGUAAAUAUGUAGCCACAAAAUGAGCUCUAAAAUGUUCAAUUGUAAUUUUGUAUUUUUCUUUUUUAAAAGAGAACUCCAUGAU